CACCUGGGCCCAGAGGAGGGACACCAAGACGGGCAGUCUGGGUCUUCACACCCAGUCCAGGUGCUGUGGGGAAGGACAUGAGGUCCUGCAGCCUGCUCUGGAGACUGGGUAUCUGGCUACUGGUGCUGGAAGUGCAGAGGGUGAGCCUGAGUGCCCUGGUUAAGAACCGGAGCUGUAUCUCCUAUGGAGCCAAUGUCCUAACGGAGGGUCUGGAGCAUCUCCAGGGCUUGAUCUUAGAAGACAGCCGUAACAGCACCAUCCAGUGUCCCCACAACCAGUGCUGUUUUGGCAUCUGGAACCGGACCCAGGGCGGCCAGCUCCAAGCCAAGGUGCAAGGUUGCUGGAUUAGCGAAAAGGAAGCCUGCAAUUCCUCAGCUUGUGAGUCUGAAUCUGCUGAGGACGCUGAGGAUACCACCAUACUGUCCUGUAGGUGCCGCUCAGAUCUGUGUAAUGCUCACAUCAAGCAUGAUGGGCCUGGAAAAAGGCAGGCCGGGUCCCUGCCUCACCCCAGUAAGACCAUCUGGAUGAUUGCAGCCUGCCCUCUCCUGCUCUUCCUAGGGUGUCUGGCAUUUCUAGUUCUAAGGCUGUGGAAAGUCCUUGCACCACUCCUGAGCACAGAGGAACCUGGAGAGCUCACCAAGGUCACCACAGACCCAGAGGGGAAUGGCAAGAGGAAAGUGCCCAGGCAAAAGCCUCCUGGCCUCCAGUUCCUUCAGGUUCUCCAUGAUGGGCAGGACUCCAAACUGUGGCAGGGAACAUUCCACCAGCAGCCUGUGGCCAUCAAGGCCUUUGCCCCUUCUUGCUACCGGCAGUUUGCGUCCGAGUGGGCCGUGCACAGCCUCCCCCUAAUGAGCCACGACAACGUGAUACGGCUCGUGGCUGCUGGGUGUGGAGGGCCCAAUGAGGAACAGGGUGGCCUCCUGGUGCUGACGCUGUGCCCACUGGGCUCCCUGCGGCAUUUCCUCACCCAGCACACUUGCUCCUGGGACGUCACCAUCCGGCUUGGAGUGUCCCUUGCCAGGGGCCUUGCUUUUUUGCACGAGGAGCAGUGGAAAGAAGGUCUACACAAACCGGGUGUGGUGCACCGAGACUUAAGCAGCCAGAAUGUGCUGGUGCAGGAGGACAGGACCUGCGUCAUCAGCGACUUUGGCCUGGCCAUGGCUUUGCCCAGGCGCCAUGAGUGGUGGAGAGAGGGCCCCACAGAAGGCAGCAUCCGUAAGGCUGGAGCCCCACGCUACACUGCCCCUGAAAUCCUGGAUGAGAGCCUGAAUCUGCAGGAUUUGGGCUCAGCCCUGAAGCAGGCAGACGUCUACUCCCUGGCCCUGGUGCUGUGGGAGACCCUGAUGAGAUGCUCUGCACUCUUCCCAGACAACAGCACCCCUGGGUUCCAGCUGGCCUAUGAAAUGGAACUGGGCAGCAACCCUACUUACUGUGCGUUGAGGAGGCUGGCUGUUGAGGAAAGGGGGAGACCAGUCAUUCCACCCGUUUGGAGAAGGAUUGGGCAGCUUUCCCGUAGGUCUCUGCCCACCUACAGGAACUCCUAGAGGACUGCUGGGAUCCUGAACCAGAAGCCCGCCUUCAAGCUGAAUGUGCUCAUCAGAGACUGCAGAAUCUGGGUGCGGAGGACCUGGCGAAAGAGUACUGAGGCUGAAGUGUAUCGUGGUGAGCGUUCUGCUUGCGUGGACCCCAGACCUUGCUUGGAAGGGGUUCUUUUGCCCAUUGUCAAGGUCUACUCAAGGCUGCGAGGAUUCUGCGACUGAGCUGCCCAAGUGUGAGAAGUGGGACUCAGUGCUUCAUACAUUCAUCAUCUGAGAGAUGUCAGCUUCAAGCAAAAUGCAAAUUUCUGUCCCUCAAGGCUGUGAAGAGAGGCUGGGAAAGAUGUAUGCAGUGGCUGUUGAAGGGAGGGCGAACGAGGAUCUUCUAGUCUAGUGGCUUCUAGGCUCUAGGCCAUUGUUCUUCGCUGUAAGGCCCAAGAGCCACUGACAGCUCCUGACAGCCCUCCUGCAACUCCCUGACCAGUUGUGGAUUGGGCCCGUGUGAAGCGUCAGCUUCAGCGGAAUAUUCUGAGCAGUGCCACUGCUGCCAUGCAGAGACCACGACCCCUGCCGUAUGCAGUGCUGCGUUUUGCCCAGCACUGGAGGGGGUGGGCUCUUUUCAGGGGAAAGGAGGCCUCUAAGCCCCUGCCCCAUCCUGGAAGGUGUGCACUGCCUGUUGGGAAGUGUAGUCCUUUCCCACCGCUCCACCCGCACUGCCCCAGAAAAGUAGAGUCCUGUGCAGAGGUUGGCACAGUGGGAAAUGGCUCGCCCCCUGAAGGGGGUGGGGUUUUUUUGUUUUUGUUUUUGUUUUUUCUGCUUGAAAAAAAGUGAGGUCAUUCACAUGACCCCCUGCUUGAAAAAAAGUGAGGUCAUUCACAUGACCAAAAGAGGCUGGGCUGGAGGGGGCGGAUGGCAGGAACCUACCUGCCUUCCCCCAGGUGACCAGACCCCCCAUGAGGGCUCUGCGUCCACAUGAGUGGCAUGGUGGCGAGCCCAGUGGUGAUCAGGUGGGGGGAAGGCAGCUCGGGAUCUCAGGUAUACCACAAUGCACCACACGAGCAGCACUGUGAAAUCGCCAUGCUUCCUGGCCAUUCCUCCCCCCACCCCCACCCGGCCCAGCUCUAUGACCAAGAUGGCUGCGGGCAGACUGGGAGAGCUGCCAGCUGCAUGGAAACUCCAGACAACCAGUAAGUGAGGUAGGAGACACACACACGUGUCCGCCUAUCUCACUUUAAGCCUGGGUGGUGGAUCAGGGCUAUCCAAGAGAGGAGCAGUGGGAUCGGGAGCAAUCCUGGGGCUUCUCAUGACCAGCCCUACCUGGGUUUGCCCUCUCCUCGGAGGAGCACCUAGGUGAUUUUGGAGCCUGGACCUUUGGAGGCCCCCUCCCCCCACACAUUAAGCACCGUCCAUGCUCCGCUGGGUGACCACACUGCCCAGGACAGACUAAAGUGGAUUUGGUGGGGGCAGGGGCAGUGGAGGCCCUGGACUUUGGCCCCAAAGUCCAGGGGUAAGUGCGCCUCUGCCUCUCCUACUCAGGUAGGGCCGGUUGUGAGAUCGACCUCAGUGAAGAUCACUGUUCUAGGCAGAUCCUUGUCACACCCUGUAUCACAUAGAAACAGAAGACAUCUGUGCAGAUUUGCAACUGGGGCACAAAAUUUGGCUUUUCAUAAUGCAGAGGUUUUUUUCUUUUAAGCACAGUUCAGUGUGUGCAAUUCUGGACAGAUGUUCCGUCCAUAUUUCCCUGUCAGAGGCCUCCGAAAUGACAUCAGUCUCUUAGGAAAAAGCAACCCUCAUUCAUGGUUUACCAAGGAGUGCUUUGAGUGAUGUGUGUGCUUUUCUGUAUUUGGUCUCUCAAAGAACUAGCACCUGUGUGGGAUUGGAGUCCAUUGAACCUGUUAAGCUUGCUGGGCAUGGCAACUGGUGCCUCGAAGCCAUUACAAAGAGAUUCAGGCUAACUCAGAUACCUUGCAAUGCCUGAUCCUCUUGUCUCUGUCUGCUUCUAGCCACUGGAACUCCCUCCCCCCACACUUGCCCCAAUAGCUAGACAGCCUCCUCACUUUCAUCUUACAAGGAAUUGCUGCUUUGACUGACUCCUCUUUGUUCCUCCCCUCCCCUUUCCUAUUGUGUCUAGUUUUGCUUCUUUUCUUUCUUUUUUCCAGAACGUAAGCCUGCAGGCAAGGCUGUGUUUACUUUUAUAUCUGAAAAGCAUUUAGCAUGAUGUAAAUGCUGAACAAAUAAAUACUGAACAUUUAUAGAGUG
This is a messenger RNA of Hemicordylus capensis (graceful crag lizard), 3794 nucleotides long. It is a transcript of the gene AMHR2, whose product is annotated as anti-Mullerian hormone receptor type 2. NCBI's taxonomy places the organism in Eukaryota, Metazoa, Chordata, Lepidosauria, Squamata, Cordylidae. Gene Ontology annotation, cellular component: signaling receptor complex; plasma membrane. The record is from RefSeq and is a predicted model, not a curated record. Gene Ontology annotation, biological process: BMP signaling pathway; protein phosphorylation; cellular response to growth factor stimulus. The coding region runs from base 78 to 1544 and encodes 488 amino acids. The transcript is spliced from 10 exons. Gene Ontology annotation, molecular function: ATP binding; transforming growth factor beta receptor activity.